Molecule: messenger RNA, 1870 nt
Organism: Paramacrobiotus metropolitanus
Lineage: Eukaryota; Metazoa; Tardigrada; Eutardigrada; Parachela; Macrobiotidae
Exons: 4
Coding region: 74-1666 (530 amino acids)
Source: RefSeq, a predicted model, not a curated record
GGGACUGAGAGGUUAAUAAUAUUUUGAUCGUUGAAGGUCGAGUUAGUCCAGUUUUCCGGAACCCUGCGCCGGAAUGAUAUUAUCCGCACUGCUAUUGUCGCUACUUCCUUUGACGUGGGCGAGACAACCGCGGGUGCAUUGGGCAGUGACAGCCAACGCGACAGGCAAAGAUGUUGUUGAAGACGUGAUCUAUUUGAUCAGUAAACUUCAAGUAUUUCCUGAUGAUCAUGAUGUUCUCCGGCGAAUCGCCUGCUUUGAUUCGGAAUACGGGGCCAACUGGGAAAAUCUGGCGAAGAGUAAAACCGGAAUAUGGCCGAUUUCACCCAGACGGUUCUUUCUGACCCGUGAGCUGGCUGGUCAGCACAAAUUUCUACAAGCGGCGCAUGCUCAAAUCAAAAAAGAAUUCGAUAUCAGUUGGACAGAUGUUGAUUCACUAGAUCUACUCAGGCCACUUUACUCCGGCAUUGCAGCUCGCUUGACCAUGCUGCUGUGCAGCAACAUUGAACCGAGGCUCAGCAUCCCGGACGCGGACGAUGAUCUGGCUGCGUACUGGCGGACCUGCGCCCAUGCGGUCAUCGAGGAUAAAUUGGUCGAAAAUCGUAAAAGGGCUUGCACAGUGGAGAAUUGCGCAGCGCGUAUGGAUAUGUGCAUUAUGGUGGAUUCGUCGGGCAGCAUCGAUGCUGUAGAUUUUCAGCGAUCGCGGCUGUUUGUAGAUGAUUUACUCUUCUCCUAUGACGGAGAACAGGUGCGUACGAACGUGCUGCUGUUCUCAAGCACAGUACUAUUUGUAUCGAACUUUAACAGUACCACCGACGAUCAACGUGCGGCAGUAAUGCGUGCACCCCAUUUACAAGGAGGAACCGCAACAGCGGACGCUUUAUACUAUUGCUACUACGCGCUGCAGAAUAUGCCAACCAUAUCGUCAGCCACACCCAAAGUCAACCUCCUUCUAACGGACGGUGAGUCGAAUGAAUGGACGCAUGAAAGCCUGAACUCGGUCCUCUUGCGGACUGCUGCGGCCAACAUAGUGUCCUUUGCAAUCGGCGUCGGCUCAUGGCUUAACACGGAAGAACUGAAGUCCAUUGCCGGUAACCAUUCUGAACGUGUUUUCAACGUCCGUACCGCAUCAGAUCUUCAAAGCCGACUGGGACAGAUCCGCCGCGCCACCUGUCGGACGCCGCAGACACCCGAGUUCGAGCAGCCAUACGAGGAGGCACUCGGAAAAGAUGAAUGCCGCCCUAUCAAGAUCGACAUUCCCGAAGAAUUAACUGAAAUUGCUCUUGACGUGAAAUGUACAGAAGGCAGUGUCAACAUUCCCUACGCAUGGGGCUACGAGAAUCCAUCGCGGGCAGCUCACGACGGCAUCUGCCGCGCUCCGGGUUGUAUUAUACCGCGUCCGCAGGAACGAUCCCGCCGAAGUACAGCCACGCUGCCGAGCCAGCCGAGCGACACUGCUAAAUCGUAUUUGUACCUCAGUGUCAUUGGAGAGGAGAGUUUUAACAAAUUCAUUAUAACUGCCAAGGUGAUCCGGUCACCACCUGAGCCUGUUCCGUCUGUUGAGACUGUUGGUGAAAUGGUUGGCAGCGAUGUGGACACAAGCGAUAUGGUGGACGCUGCCAUGAUCCAUCUUGUGCGUGAAUACAAUCGAAUCGAGUACAUUUGGUAAUUUUGUCAUACUUUUAGGUUUUCUCUCAGUCAAUUACUACUGAGUGUGAGCCAGUCCAAUGCAAAACUUCAGUCAGAAAACAGUUUUGUGAUUUUAUUGGUCCGCAUUUCAAAAAAACGAAGGUCAAGCCGCUGAAUAUGAAGCGCAAUCGUUGCAUGUUCAAUCUCUGAGAAAUGUUCAGAAUAAUGCCAGCAAGAAGUUAAU